Molecule: messenger RNA, 845 nt
Organism: Parasteatoda tepidariorum (common house spider)
Lineage: Eukaryota; Metazoa; Arthropoda; Arachnida; Araneae; Theridiidae
Source: RefSeq, a predicted model, not a curated record
AUGAUUCAUAUUUAAUCUAUAUGAAUCCAAUGUAUAUAUAAAAUGCACUCUUCUUUAAAACAGGCUUGAUUUUAUACCUAGUUUCCCCCACCUGACCCUAUGUGGACAAAUAAGGCAUACUAAAAAUAGAAAAAUAAGCUAAGUAAACAGGAAGAUCAGUGUAGAUAUGUCACAUGGGAAUUCAUGUCACAUUCAAAUACUUCCUCAAAGUGACAACGAUGGCAUUAAACUGAUUCGCUAUAUGGAUCACAUAUUUAAAUUUACGAUAAAAAUGAACGAUGUAUCGUACAAACUUUUGCGGGAACAUGGUGAACAUAAAAUUCAGUGGGAGUUCGAGCAAGCUAUUCUUCAUGCACUACAUAAAGCUACAACAGAUCUAAAUGAAAUUGAAGAAAUCAUGGUUCAUACCGAAUCUUUAACUGUAAAAUUCAAUUUACAUCCUUGGAAACUUAGCCACAAGAUAUGCUUUGAAGGAGUUGAUAAUCUAAUAUAUUGCUGCGGUAAAUAUCAGUUUCUUGUUUCGUUCCUGGAAAGAAAUAAAGUAGCAAAAGAAAUUCCCGCAGCGGAGUAUCAGCAAAGAAUGACUAACUUCAAUGAGAUCAGAAGUAUCGAGGCUGAUGAAAAUAGUUACAAUGCUUCUUCGAUCAGAGAUGCAAUAUUUAAGGAAGACGAAGUUUUGAAGAGAUAUGAAAAUUAUAACAGCGGAGAAGAUAUGCAGCAAAACAAGGCAGAUGAUAUGGAAUUACGAAGCCCACAUAAAAAACUGAAAACCUCACAUGGGAUUUUUUAUCGUAUUUUCAAAUUCAUCUGGAGAUUUUGAAUUGAAUCCGGCGUUUUGUGAAAAG